AUCUGAGGACAUUCACAGACAGUCAUGGAUCAUCCAUGGACCCAGAUGUGGAAAUGGACUCUGUGUGUCCUCUUGUGUGGGAUGUCUGUGGGCCGAGGAUCAGCUACACUACAUUACAUGGUGGCCAUCCCUGCUGUUCUUGAGUCUGGAGCAGAGACUAAAUUCUGUGCCAGUCUCCUGCAGCCCAAUGAGUAUCUGCUCAUGACUGUCACUCUGGUGUCGCAGAACAGCAGCGUAACUCUGCUGGAGAAAACAUCCAGCACAGAAUUGAAUGAGUGCUUCCAGUUUCAGGACACGGUGGUGGCUCUUCAGGCUCUGUCCCUCUACUCCAGUCUGGUGUUCAGUCCUGAAGGUUCCAGCACAGUGACAGUUCAGUCUCCCAGUGGUCCGCUGACCUUUGAUGUGACCCCAGACAACAAGCUGCUCUACCAGGAGAAGAUUCUGCAGGGUGAGGCAGGAAAGUACAGCCUGGAGGUGAAGGGGACUGGAUGUGCCUCAGUUCAGCUCAGAGCUGCCCAGCUUGUGGACCAUGUGGAACAGAAGGAUAAUCAUGUUGUGAUGUAUCUUCGGGAGCUACAGAGAGGGGUAGCCAUCAACCACAGCUUAGAGCUCCAACAGGAGCUUCCAGUGCAGAACCUAAAGCCAGUGAUCAAGAUCUAUGACUACUACCAGCCAAGUGACCAAGCUGAGACCGAGUACAAUUACCCUUGUGCUGCAGCAUAAAGAGUGAGGAUCACAUGAAGACACUAACGUCAGACCAAUGAUUUUACACUUUACAACCUAAUUCAUGCAAAUAUAAAUAUUGUGUUUAGUCAGUUUAGGUAUUCUGACAGUCAGAGGAAAUGGACACAUUUGGCCCUUUGGGUCCUUUAGUUCAGUGAACUGAAAUCUUCAUUAUUCAAACACAUAAUUAUAUCCACAUAUUGCUAUUCAUACCGGGCAGUCAAGAGUGACCACUGUGAAAAAAGGCAAAUCAAACUAAAAAAUAUUUGUUGCUGGAGUACUUCCAAACUUUGUAUUCCUCAAAACGAGGCUUGGAUUCUGAAGAUAACUGAGUUUGGAAGUUUGUGAAUGGACUCAGAAUCAUCCAUGUCUAUAUCUUAAUACACACAAAACCCUUGCUCAGUGUUGUCAGAUGUGGGGGAGGAGGAGGAGGGGGGGUUCAUCAGGCUUUUUUUAAAUGAGUUUAGCUGGUAAUAAACUUUGGGCAGGUUGUUAAAACUUGGACUGACUUUUCAAAACAUUUGGUGGGUUUUUAGAAAGUGUUCAUUGGAAAAUUCAGUCAAAAUAGUUGCCACUGAGCAGCAGAGAAGCACAAAAUGUCUGUACAUUUUAAUAAAGUGCAGUGUCCUUGCACUCAGUGAAUUUAUUUUUAAACAUGUAGAAUCUAAUGUGAUAUCGUCAUUGAUUAGGAGUCAGUAGUUCAUCAAGUGUCACUAUGCAAUAGUAUUGUAAAAGAGAAAUGCCAGUGCAGCUUAGUGAUUUAAAAUCUCAUUGUGUCAUCUCACUAUUUCACAGAGGGACAUGUAGGCUGGAUUUUUUUUUUCUCUGUUAAUAAUAAACACCGUUUAGAAACUGUA
Molecule: messenger RNA, 1580 nt
Organism: Xiphophorus maculatus (southern platyfish)
Lineage: Eukaryota; Metazoa; Chordata; Actinopteri; Cyprinodontiformes; Poeciliidae
Product: alpha-2-macroglobulin
Cellular component (GO): extracellular region
Source: RefSeq, a predicted model, not a curated record